Molecule: messenger RNA, 669 nt
Organism: Drosophila sechellia
Lineage: Eukaryota; Metazoa; Arthropoda; Insecta; Diptera; Drosophilidae
Product: gram-negative bacteria-binding protein 2
Source: RefSeq, a predicted model, not a curated record
AUGGGGACGGAUUUCACGUACACUAUUAUCUGGCAGACUGAUAAAAUUAUCUUUAAGUUCGAUGGCGAGUUCUUCGGAGCAGUAAACAAUGCGACACUUCUUGAACCAUUUCAAAAACAUGAGUGCCAUCUAGUCCUGGGUCUAACCGCCGGCGGAAAUGUAAAUUUCAAUGACGAUAUUCUGGAGAUGAAACACAAGCCCUUUUCAAACACCCACCCCAAAGCGGACAAACAAUUCGAGGAAUUAUCUAGAAAUUCUGAUUGGACACCAUUGGUGGUUGACCAUAUCCGGGUGUUUGCCAUUGACAAGGAGGGAAAUUAAAAAAAAUAUAUACUCUUUAAGUUGUAAAAUAGGAUUUUAAGGCGUGCUUUUAUAUUAAUACUUUGAAUUACUUCAUUUAGCACCGGGGAAGUCUAUGUUUGAAACCUCGUAUUUACUUUAAAGAUAAAUUAAUCUUGUUCUAUGAUAUCUAGAUAUUAAUUGAUUAGAUAUUACCACUAACUGCUUCAUUCCUAUUCAAAUGGUUACUAGACACCUAGUAAUCAUCUAAAAUAAGAGCAGGAGUCGAUCACCAAAAUCCCAUUAGUUUAGAAUACUUUGGUGACUGAUUUAAAGGUGUUCUUUUAUGGCAGAAUAAGCUACGAAAUAGAUUGUUAGCACUGACUAAAA